This is a messenger RNA of Gadus chalcogrammus (walleye pollock), 1826 nucleotides long. Its product is annotated as macrophage mannose receptor 1-like. The transcript is spliced from 8 exons. The record is from RefSeq and is a predicted model, not a curated record. Lineage: Eukaryota; Metazoa; Chordata; Actinopteri; Gadiformes; Gadidae. Bases 153 to 1124 code for a protein of 323 amino acids.
UUCUCGUAAACGAGAUCCUUAUGUCGUAAACACGAUAUUCGGUUUUCACAGUCUUUUCAUCACAUUAAGAUAGCAUCAAUUCAACUUAACUGGUGCCAAUAAAGUUAUCACAAACGAAAUUAAACCUUCAUUAAUAGACCAACAGUCAGACCAUGUUUCGGGUGCGAGCCUCCGCGGUCCGUCUUCUUGGGAUUGUCAUGCUUUCAAGUAUGUCUACAGAAUCAACCUCCCCAGAGUACCACUACUACAACCAGACCCUGAGCUGGAGCGACGCGCAGAGCUUCUGUCGGGACAAGCACAGCGACCUGGCCACCGUGACCUCCAUGGAGGAGGCCCAGCUCCUGUCUCAGACCGCCGCCGGCCGGGGCGACGCCUGGAUCGGCCUCCGUAACGACGGACCCGCCAGGUGGCUGUGGUCGAACGGAAACGGAGCGCUUUCUAGUUCGUAUUGGUUGGCAGGGGAGCCCAGCUAUUCGGAGUGCAGCACGGAUUGCUGCGCAGAGGUGACUGCAUCGGGCUGGAACGAUCUCAAGUGUACCCGUGUAGGUCAUCUUGUGUGCCGAGGCAAAACGUCGCCGUACUAUUUCCUUCAGCCCCAUACGUGGGGAUGGAGGGAUGCCCUGGAUCAUUGCAGAAGCCUAGAUAUGGACCUGCCCGCUGUCGGAAGCAACCCGACAGUCAUCAAUGCGGAAGGGAUAACCUCCUUCUGGAGCGGCCUCUUCCAGGACCGUUGGGCGUGGUCAGACGAGAGCCCCACCUCCCUCAGGUACUGGAUGGUGGGCAGGCCCGCCAACCUCCAGGGCUGUGCCGUUGUCAGCGUCACGGACCAGGGCCGGUGGUACGAGGAGCAGUGCGAGGCCGAGAUGCCUUUCGUCUGCCAGGGCGGUCUGAAAUCGCGGAGGGUGCUGAUCAAGUUAAAGAUAGAAUCGCAUGGUGACCUCGAUCGCUCAGCCACCAGUGCUCAGCUCCUGCAGCAGCUCGAGGCGCAGUUGAGAAGUCAGGGGAUAUCAGAUUUCAAACUCAGCUGGAAGAGCGACAUCCGUCGUCAGGAUGAGAUAAACGAGAAUCCUGCAGCUGAGAGCCACGGUCCAGGUUCUGAAGAACUCAAAUUGGAUGUUGACUGACUGAAGCAACAGACCAUACGUACACACAUACGCGCACUUGCAUACAUAGCCGACCACAUAUAGAUAAAUAAACACAAAUGCAAAAUAUUUGCAUGUGUGUUUAGAUGAGGAGCUUAUUAUUAUUAUGGACCUUAUUAUCAGAGUGACUGUUAGUUUUUGUGCAUUCCGCGUGAAUUUAUUUGUAGCAACUUAUCAAGUAAUUGUAUAUCAUGACACAAUGUGCAGUUUGUCUCUAGAGCACUGUUUUGAGGGGCUGCUGUAAAAUGUCAGAGUAGUCAAGGGAGAGAGCAAGAUUCGGAAAAUUAACAACCCAAUAAAAUGCCCCUCCCUCUCUGAUCCCUCCCUUUAAUGUUUAAGUAGCGGGUUGAGGUCAGGGGGUAGAGUACUGUCGUAUAAAGUAGCCUGCGGAGCCCUUUGAGACCGGAGCUGUGAUUCAAGAUAUACAAAUCAAAUGGACCUGACUUGGUGUUUGUUCGCAGGAUGAGGAAGAUGUUUCACAAUGCACAAAGACACGAGUGCAGGCCCUGCGUGACAGACAUUGUUCAGUGCUCGUCAAAGAUCUAUGCCUGUUUGAAAAUGUCCUGCCCGGCGUGGAAGGAGAUGAGACCUAUAACCUUCAACUAAUUAAAGCUUUAGACAUUAAUCAAGUCUGCGUGGCUCCCAUUUAUUCUUAUUUUACAAAGGAUGUAUUCACGUGGUUGA